AUGCAGCUUCGAUUUCCUUUGCCCGCAAGCUACUUUCCCAAAUUUGAGAUAGUGCCAAGUGAAGUCCAGAGCUAUCAAUCGCUAGCCAGUGAUAUUGUUCGAGAAACAAAGCGAGAUUUUGAACAUUAUGUCAAGGAUGGUCGUAACUCCAUUGAUGUACACACGUGGAAGUUAGUGAAGUCUAAAGAGCGACUUCACUGCUACCGAAAGCAAGGUAAAGGUUCUACAAGGUCGAAUAUAAGCUCUGUGAGUAGCGACAACGUUCAGUCGCGACCAUCACUGAGUAUUUCGAGUUCGCAGGAUCGAUCAGGGCUCGACGAUAUGAACAAUGUGUCAGUUUCUGUUCGUUCAUCAGAUGAUGGCGAACCGAGUCGAAAGAGUAUAGCGCCGACAGUGAUCGGCUACGGUAUUUUGGAUGGCACAGUAGACGAUAUAGUUUACGGACUGUAUCAGACUUCAUCUAGCGAGAUGAAGACGUUAUCAAAGUUCCUUGGCGAUGACUCGCUCAUUGAUUGCGCCGUUCUUCAAACGAUUCGUCAGACACGCUCUUCGUACCUCGGGCUAAAGUGGAAACUAUCUCGCACGGUCGGUGGCAACCGAGACUGCUGCUACAUGGAAUAUACUGGAAUUUCCGAAGACCUAAAUGGUCAGCGUUUUGGAUAUCACGUACUGGAGUCAGUAAAAGUUCGGAGCUGUCCACAUUUCAACGACAAUUCCAUCGUACGCACUAAUAUGUCUUUUUGCUUUCUUUUUCGCCCCGGAAAGUUAGUAGAUCAAGUCGAAGUGUUUAUGGAGGGCGCAUACGAUUCUUCGGCUGACUUGCUCUCGGCUGGUGGCGUUGGUGACUAUCGCAACUCAAUGGAAAUAUUUUUUAACCUUUCAAAAGCCAUGAUAGGAGCCGAAGCAAAAAAAAUUAGUGCACUGGUCGUCAAGCAGUCCGACGCUUUAAAGGCUGGAAGUAGCAGAAAUCAAAGUGGCAAUAAUUGCUUUAUCUGUCGCUCAAAGAUGGGCUUACUCUCUUCGCGCACAAAUUGCCAGAUUUGUGGCGCAAUUAUUUGCAGCAAAUGUCGUAUCCAGAAGAUAACACUCUCUCAUCAAGCGAAAGCAAAAGUCUCGUGCUGUAAAAUGUGUAUGGUCAAAGUCAAGGAUCAUUCCCCUUUUGCCGGCGACCUUAUCGGUGAGCAGCUUGUGAAGCCAACAAAAAAGAGCUUGCUAGAAGACCGCUAUAGUUAUGACAAAACCAAGGUUAGAAUGGACAUGAUUAACGCGUCAGUCUCGACAUUGUCUCUUACUGACUCGGAUGUCUCCUCGUCAUACCAGUCGUCGUGGCAAUCCGGUUCUAUUUCUUUGACGCAGUCGGAUCUUGACGAUAGCUCGUAUAGCUCAAACAUUAAUAAUGCUAUGAUGUCACUCGAUCGCAAAAUGCCGGCGCUUAUGGAGAGCGAGCAAUCACUGGUGACUUAUCAUGGCAAGCAACAGCCUUUACCCGAGCAGCAACAAUUUCAACAACAAGUUUUGAUGCGACAGCAAAUGAAGCAAAACCCUGUCUCAAACACGUCGAGACAGCAUCAGUUCGAUACGCGCCAAGGAUUGUACAAUCAAAUGCUUGAGCUACAGGUGCAGGCUGAGCGGACAUACAAUUUGACAAACCAAAAUGCCAGCAUGAUGCAUUCGAGGCGAUAG
Plasmopara halstedii is the source of this 1683-nucleotide messenger RNA. RefSeq lists its product as hypothetical. Bases 1 to 1683 code for a protein of 560 amino acids. NCBI's taxonomy places the organism in Eukaryota, Oomycota, Peronosporomycetes, Peronosporales, Peronosporaceae. The transcript has a single exon. The record is from RefSeq and is a predicted model, not a curated record. Gene Ontology annotation, molecular function: metal ion binding.